Spodoptera exigua (beet armyworm) is the source of this 4510-nucleotide messenger RNA. NCBI's taxonomy places the organism in Eukaryota, Metazoa, Arthropoda, Insecta, Lepidoptera, Noctuidae. The record is from the annotation of a GenBank genome assembly.
CGAGCGUCGAGCAGCAUUGGACGGAUCGACCGCACGGUCCGUACGUCAGUCUAGUCGACAGUCGGCGCCGAUCCCGCGAGCUCGCGUGCACGUCUACUCACGCCGACAAUUUGAUCUCAGCGCGACCGCACUGUGACGCUAUCCGCGAUGUCGCGCAUCUAUGAACCGACCGACCAUGUCGUCGAAAAAUCCCUCUUGCCUUCCUUCGAGCAAUAUCAAAAUAUGCACAAAGAAUCGCUUGAAGACCCCGAGUCAUUCUGGUCAGAAUUAGCAAACGAAUUCUAUUGGCAAACACCAUACCAGCGUGGAAAUAUCGUCUCUUACAAUUUUAAUGUAAACGAGGGACGGAUUUUCGUGAAAUGGCUCGAAGGCUCCAAGACCAACAUCUGCUUCAACGUCCUGGACAGGAACGUCAGGAACGGCCUUGGGGAGAGAAUUGCAUUCUAUUGGGAGGGUAACCACCCCGAGGAUUACAGCCGCAUAACAUACAUGAAGCUGAUGGACUUAGUUUGCCAAUUUGCCAAUGGACUUCGGGAACGCGGGAUCGGCAAGGGAGACAGGGUCUCUAUCUACAUGCCGAUGAUUUUGGAGACCGUCGUAUGCAUGUUAGCCUGUGCUAGAAUUGGUGCGGUGCACUCCGUCGUGUUCGCUGGAUUUUCAUCAGAUUCGCUGGCCGAGCGCAUGUCUGACUGUAAAGCGAAAGCUAUAGUUACGGCGGACGGCGCAUGGCGAGGAGAAAAGCUGCUUGUUUUGAAAAAUACUUGUGACGAAGCUAUUCAGAAAGCGAAGGAAAAGUACAAUCACUUAGUUGACAUGUGCAUUGUGGUGCCCCACUUGAACAGAGUCACUCCUUGCGGAAAGAUACCAGAGGACGUAAAGACCCUGUAUAAGUGGAAUGACGAUAUUGAUGUCUGGUGGAAUGAUAUCGUGGAGGGAAUGUCGACCAUCUGCCCGCCAGAGUGGCUCACCCCUGAUGACCCACUGUUUAUGCUCUACACUAGCGGUUCUACUGGAAAACCAAAGGGCGUACUGCACACUACAGCCGGAUACAUGUUGUAUGCCGCGGCAACGUUCCGCUACGUGUUUGACCAUCGGGAGAAGGACAUUUACUGGUGCACGGCCGAUGUCGGCUGGAUCACCGGCCAUACUUAUGUAGUGUAUGCACCCUUGGCCAACGCUGCCACCUCUGUCAUGUUCGAAGGAACACCAUUUUUCCCUGACAAUGACCGCUUCUGGGCUGUCUGUGAGAAGUACAAGGUGACGCAAUUCUAUACCGCACCUACUGCCAUCAGAGCUCUCACUAAAUUCGGAGAUGAUAUGGUGAAGAGACACAAUCUGGAUACAUUGCGCGUCUUGGGAAGUGUAGGAGAACCGAUUAACCCUGAAGCUUGGCUAUGGUAUUACAACGUCGUUGGCCAAGGUCGCUGCUCAAUUGUGGACACUUUCUGGCAAACCGAGACCGGUGGGCACGUGUUGACUAGCUUGCCCGCUGCUACUCCGAUGAAACCAGGUGCCGCUGGCUUCCCAUUCUUUGGCGUCGACCCGAUCAUCAUUGACGAAAACGGCCGUGUCAUCGAGGGAGUUGGUGAAGGGUACCUGGUAUUUGCUCGCCCGUGGCCUGGCAUAAUGACCACUUUGUACCAAGACCACAAACGCUACGAGGAUGUGUACUUCAGGAAGUUUCCCGGAUACUAUUGCACUGGAGAUGGUGCCCGGAGGGAUGAAGAUGGUUUCUUGUGGGUGACUGGCCGCAUCGACGACAUGCUGAACGUAUCAGGCCACUUGAUGUCCACUGCGGAGGUCGAAGGUGUUCUCACUGAAGAUGCGAACGUAGCUGAAGCGGCCGUGGUGUCGAAACCACAUCCAGUGAAAGGCGAAUCACUUUACUGUUUCGUAAUUUUAAACGAAGGUGCCAAAUUUGACGCUGAUUUGAUCGACUCGUUGAAGAAACGCGUGCGUAGCAGGAUCGGCGCUUUUGCCGCUCCUGACGUAAUCCAACAUGCUCCUGGACUGCCAAAAACCAGGUCCGGCAAGAUAAUGCGCCGCAUCUUGCGCAAGAUAGCGCAAGGCGACAAGAACGUCGGGGACACUUCCACGCUGGCUGAUCCUUCCAUCGUGGACAUGCUGUUCCUGACCCGCCGUUAGACGAGUAGGGAACAAAAAUGCACUGAUUUUUCGUUCCUAUUAAGAUGCACGGCCUGCACCGUAUUAUUUAAUCAUUUCCCGCUUCUCUCCAGUCCUGCUUGAAUAUCCGUCCGCAACUCUUUCGACAAGGCCUUGUGUUCCAAGUACAUUCAAAAAGUUGCGUUAAUGACACCGGUAUUCAUUGACUAUAUAAUACGCAACCGUAUAUACAUAGUUAUGUAGUUGUAACUUUAUUGUGUGAGGUUUUAUACAUGGGUUUAAAGUAGGUACCACUUGCCUUCAACGCAUAGUUCGUAAAGGUAAUUAUGUAAUAGUUACAUCAUUGACUAAAGAAUCACUGGAUAGAUGUACAUUAGCUAGAUUUUAUAGCAAUUUCCACAGGGUGUGUCUACCAAAAUGGUUCAAAAUCUCGAAUUUGUCUACUUAUAUUAUCUUCGAUCUCUAUUAUGGGUAUGCUUUAUAUAGGUACCGAAAUAGUUGAUCGAAUGUCUAUUAAGUGAUCCAAAGUCAAUGAAAUUAAUUUAUCGUCAUAAUAUUUAGUUACACACCGAGCUGUGUCUACAUAAUAUGUUAAGAUUAAGUAUACACAAAACAUAUAUACACAUUAGUUAUACAUAUUGUUUGUAAACCUUUGGCAUUUAUGUAUAUUUUGUCAAAAAUCGAUUGAAUCGGUUUCGUUUGUAUCAGUUAACUAAUUGUGAUAUAAUAAAUAGGCGGGUUUGGUUUAAAAAAAUCAAAUUCUUAUUAAGGUACCUAUCAGGUAGUUAAACAUAUUGAAAUGUUUUCCUAAUUAUUUGUAUCAUUCAAUGGUACGUAAUUAUGACGAUGAAAGUACCUAAGCCUAACAAUUAAAUUGAUUGAUUUUAUUUACGGAAGCCAAAUUUGUAUAAUUGUUUCAGAGUUUUAUCUAUUUUAUAUUUAGAAGCACCGCUUAUACUUGAAUAUUGGAUAAGGCACCUAUUCAACCAUUCCAUAAUACAUAAACUCUUAUAUAUAGUGUAUUUUACAAGAUACUAUUACGUUACGCAUCUAAUACAGCAGUGAGUACGCAAGAUACAAUCUGAUGUGUACUAGUUUAGCGAUAGGAUCGUAAUUAACAGCGUAAUCAGUAAUCGUAGGUAUUCUAGUAACAAAUUGCUCACAUUCUUGCAUUCGAGACCUAAGUCGCCGUAUCAGCUACCGAGUACUCGCUGAGCGAACCUAUGUAAUAGGUUGUUUAGUUUGUAUUUCUUGUUUCAUUCGACGUGAUUCGAACAGACUGACAGAAUUCCGGACGUUAAUCGUGUAUUACUUUGCCUCUGACGUGUGCCGCAGCCCUCUAGUUUUAGUAUUUAUUUAUUGCUCUAAUUAUUUUUCUAAGUUAUUCAGCAGAUUACCGAAGAACUAGAUUUAUUUAGGACUGGAAGAACCAUAGUUUCCUUGUAGUUAUGCACAAAGCAUGCAGUUACUUAAGUUGCUAGUGUCAUCUCAUCGCCUAUCGUAGUCUUAGGUGUAAGCAUACCUAUUUUAAUUUUUCACAGGUUGUGAUAUUAUUUCGGUAUUUUUUUUAAUGUAAUAGUUGGCUGUGUUUAUUUUUUUCUGCACAAAGAUUUCGAAUUCGAUUAACCCAUUAAAGUACAUAAUAUUAAUACAUAAAUGUUAUACGUGUAUUUGACGGCACUUAUUUGUGAUGCACAAUGUUGAGAUAUUGUAAGUAGAUAUACGUGUAUACCUAUCCAUAGGUUAGGUUCUAGGAUUAUAAGUAUAUAAAAAGCGUAGAGUUUAUGGCCUUUUGUGGAGCAAUAUUAUUAUUUAUUUAUAUAUAGAUCAAUUUAUUCAUUGUGUAAUAGUUUAAGAGUGAAGUUGUUUUAAUAAGUGAACUAUUUUGUGAAGUUACCCGCACCGCUACAGUUGGUAUCCAGUACCUUCAAUAGAUGCCAGCUUGGAUUUAAUUUAUUCGUAAGCAUUAAGGGCUUACUUGUAGUGUCAUCAACCGAUUGUUGUAAGCAGGAAAUGUAUCAACAAGUAAUAAAUAUAUACAAUCUAAACGCACAAUGUAUAAUUUGAUAUUCCUGCCAACAAUAGAAAUAUAAAAACAACGAUUUUAGCACGAGCAUCGAAGUGAAGGAUUAUUAUUAUUAUUUUGUGUUACGAGUGCCUCUUAGCGACCAAACAAAGAGCUCUGAUUAUGAUUAUUUAUUAACUAUUAGGUAUGAUUAAUUUCAGUCUGUAGGAACGUGCUAUUUAUACUUAUUUUCCACUUGGUACCAUAUUAUCUCUUAGCGUAUAGUUAGGCUCUCGAAGUCACUCGAGAGUCGCAUAGUAAGUAAGGGAAUUUAUGUGAUUGCAUGUCAUAUCAUUAAACUGAUUAAAUGAUAUUCCAAAA